UUUUUUUUUCAUUUUAAUUUUACAAUUUAUAAUUCCAUUUAGUUUAUUUAUAUAUACUUGAUCAUUUUCAUUCCUUGAGUCAAUUGGACAAUAACCAUGGAGUCUCUGGUUGCUCGCACUGGCCGGAACUUGCAGCGUUACAACGACGGCCGCCGCCAAGUCGUCGGAUGUGUGCCGUAUAGAUACAAGGAAGGAAUUGCAGAGACGUCAUUAGUAGUUAACAAUAAUAAUUAUAAUAAUAAUGCCGAAGAUGCCAUUGAAAUUCUUGUCAUUACUCCACAAAGAAAAGGGAAAGGGAUGUUGUUUCCUAAGGGUGGAUGGGAAACAGAUGAAGCCAUUGAAGAUGCAGCAUUGAGAGAAACAAUGGAAGAAGCUGGGGUGCUUGGUCAGGUUCAGGGCAAAUUGGGAACAUGGAAUUUUGAUAAUAACAAUAACAAAAAGAAGAAGGCAACUUCAUACGAAGGUCACAUGUUCGCAUUGCUUGUCAAGGAGCAAUUGGAUUCUUGGCCCGAGAUGCAAUUUCGCCAAAGGCAUUGGAUAAGUGUAGGGGAAGCAAGAAAUGCUUGCAAGCAAUGGUGGAUGAAAGAAGCCUUGGAAUCAUUAGUGAAUAGGUUAUCAAAGGAGAUUAAAAAAGCCAUAUAUUCCUCACAUUUUGCCACUAGAUGUGGAGCUCAAAUCCUCCCUCCCCCCGCCAUGGGCUCUGCAGAAGAAGCCUAGCUAGAUUUUAUUCCAUCCAUUCCAAAUUAAAAAUGAUAUGUUUUUCGUUUUUUCGAUCUUAAAUCUAAUCGUUAAUUAUAUCACUUGAGUUCAUCUAACAUUAGUUGCCAAUAUCAUAGAAUGACUUGAGACUUUUACGAUGUUUCAUUUGAAAAAUUGUAAGUUUUUUACCCUCAAACUCUACUAAACCGUACAUCUUUUGCAUCCAUGUUCUGCUUCCCUUUCUCCGCCCUCUAUUCGCUGAUUCGAUACAAUAAUCAUUGUAGCCAAUUGGCCAAGGGAAGGGGGUCAGGAGGGCAUGGAGUUAAUGAGUGGUAAAAAUCAUAAAUUUUUUUAUCCGAA
This is a messenger RNA of Cuscuta campestris, 1059 nucleotides long. The record is from the annotation of a GenBank genome assembly. Lineage: Eukaryota; Viridiplantae; Streptophyta; Magnoliopsida; Solanales; Convolvulaceae.